This is a messenger RNA of Monascus purpureus, 1146 nucleotides long. NCBI's taxonomy places the organism in Eukaryota, Fungi, Ascomycota, Eurotiomycetes, Eurotiales, Aspergillaceae. The record is from the annotation of a GenBank genome assembly.
AUGGCCCCGAGUGUUACUGCCGAAGCUCCCAACGUGGUCCCGGAAGUGGCAAAGGCUACUCCCAAGACUCUCCUGAAGGAACCGUUGAAACUGAAGGGCGUCCUGGAUUCAUUCGAGUCGUUUGAUGUUACCCCUAUUAUUGGGAGGGAAUUUACAAAGGCCAAUCUUAAAGAAUGGUUGCGCGCCCCGAACUCGGAUGAGUUGCUCAGAGAUCUAGCUAUCACGGUGUCUCAACGGGGUGUUGUCUUCUUUCGCAAGCAGGAUGAUCUGGAUAAUGAUCUGCAAAAGGAAUUGGCCCAGCGUCUGGGUCAACUUGCCGGAAAGCCAAGUUCUUCAACCUUGCACAUCCACCCAGUUGUAAAUUCGGGACGCGAAUUUGGAGGAAAGGAUGAUGAAAUAAGUGUUAUUAGUUCAGAACAGCAGAAGAAGCUGUAUAAAGGAGGAUUCUUUCAAAAGAAGCAGACUCAACGAAGGGGAUGGCAUAGUGAUAUCACCUUUGAGCCUGUUCCCAGCGACUAUGCAAUUCUACGUUUGACCCAGCUUCCAAAGGUUGGUGGUGACACUCUCUGGGCUUCUGGAUAUGAACUUUACGACCGCAUCUCGGAACCAUACCAGAAGUUCCUGGAAGGCUUGACUGCCACUUACGCACAGCCUGGAUUUAAUAAGGCCGCCAAGGAGAACGAAUUUGAACUGUAUACUGCACCCAGGGGUUCCCCUGAUAAUAUCGGCGAUGAGCUCAGAGCCAUCCACCCUGUCAUCCGUACCAAUCCAGUCACUGGCUGGAAAAGCGUUUUUGCAGUUGGGACUCAUGUGGAAAAGGUUAAUGGACUAACAGAAGAAGAAAGCAAACACCUACUCGAUUGGUUUGUGACGCUCAUUGUCGAGAAUCACGAUCUCCAGGUGCGCUUUCGGUGGCAAGAUGCCAAUGACCUCGGUAAGACUCUCAGCGCCAACCGGUAUACGAGAAGGAACUCUGCUAACGCCAGCACAGCAAUCUGGGAUAACAGAAGUGUUUAUCACGCUGCGACCCCCGAUUACGAAGAUCUUGGUCCGAGAGCGGGACAGAGGGCUGUGAGUAUAGGAGAGAAGCCGUAUCUUGACCCAAACAGCACAGGAAGACGGGAGGCACUGCAGAAGGGGGAGUGA